ACUCCCUCCCUUUCCUGCUGGUCUCUCAGCAGAGGAUGUGUCUGGGUGAGAGAGUGUGUGUAAGGGAAAAGAGGGAGAACCGUCAGUAGAAUGGAUUUGUGCCCUCUCCCCUCCACUGUUUCUUCUUCUUCUUUUUCUCGCCCUCCAUUUCAUCUGUUUUUGUUCACCCUCCUCUGCCAGCGUCGCAGCCCUCACAACCUCAGUGCUGGCCCUCAGGGAACAGGAGACUAGUCUGGUGGAUGGGCAUCUGAAAAGUGAACUUCAAUGUCAGCAGGAGAUAGGACGAAUGAUGGUGACAAACCAGGAGACACAGUGCCAGUGGCCGAGGUAUGGCCAGAGGUGGAGAGGGCUGAGUGCUUGGCCCGUGGUGCUGCCUUGAAGUGGGCGUCAGGUGUUUUCUGUCGACCUGAAUAUCUGGAGCGACUAAGCCAGUACAGGAAGAGAGAGAGUCAGAGGACUGCUUCCAUACACACUAGGCUCAAGUCUAUGGUCCAGUCGUACCUGGAGGGGGUAGGCUGGGGCUUGGAGCAGCUUCAGGAGGCCAAGGUGGAGCUGAGGGAGGUGUCUCACGCUUUGAAGAAAGCAGGACUGGAAUCCAAUCAAAAUGCAGAUAGGGUGAAGCCUCUGGAGAGGCUGAGAGAGGUGUCAGUCAACCACUGUCAGCUCUUCGCUGCAGUCAGCAACUUGCCCCGGCUUUACUCUGUGCGUAGCAUGGUGUUGGAGACUGAGCGCCUGGUGGAAUCCCGGAGGCUCCUGGAGGCCCACGCCCGGCUGAUGGAUUUGGAGCGGUGGCAGGACGACAUCCUCUGGCAGCUCCACGGAGCUGCUGGGACUGCAAGAAGUGCACUCAGCAGUGAAGACAAAGAGCUGGUGGACAAAUAUUUCUCUGGUGUUGGGCAGCUCGUUGACGCCCUGGGUAAGGAGCUGUGGGCAGUGGUGAGCAGUGCUCUGGCUUUGGCCCGUCAAAACCCUACACCCUUUGUAUCGGCAGUGAGGAUAGUGGAGCGAGAGGAAGCCCUGGACCAGGUUCUGCUGGAGGAGAGAGGGGGCACUGGGAACAACAGCAGGCCCAUGCCCCCUGGACGACCUCGCUGCUGGAGAGCAUGCUUCUUCCGGGUACUAGAGGAGGCGGUUUCUGCACGGUUCCGUAGCGUUUCCUACCUGCACACACGUGGUCCAGGUCUGGCAGGACACCUCUCUGCUCUCCAGCACGCUACCAUGGCUGACCUGGCCACUGUACGCCACCUGCUGGAGCACUGUGUGCCCCCCCACUAUCGGCUAACAGGAGCCUACCUAAGGGCCAGCCAUCGCUGUUUACAUGCUCACCUGUUACAGGUUAGCAGCUGGGACCUGGAGAGUGGGGAAAUCUUUGCUGUGCUCAACUGGGUGCGACACAUCUACAACAGCCCAGACAUGAUGGGUCACCCAGACCUGGUGACUGAGUUGGAGAGAGAAGAGCUGGGACCUCUCAUCUCUGCCGAGGGCCUGGAGCAGCUGCAGGGCAAAUAUGUGCAGAGUGUUCGGAAGAGUGUAUCAGAGUGGAUGCGCAAAGCUCUACAGGUAGAGCUGCAAGACUGGCAGAGAGACCAGGAGCCGGAUACAGAUCAUGAGGGUUUCUAUCAAACCAGUCUGCCUACUAUCAUCACACAGAUGCUGGAGGAGAACGCCCGUGUGGCUCUGAUGAUAGGAGAAGCCCUACGAGAUCAGACAAUACAGAUGGGACUGUAUGAGAUGGAGAACCUCUUGAACAGGUUUCGGGACGCUCUGGUGGAAUUCGGGAAAGAGCAUCGCAGGAAUAUGAGCAACAACAAAAACAAGUUCUACCUCCACUACUUGCUGGCGUCCAUCAGCAACUGCAUCAUCCUCAAAAAGUCCACUGAGAGCCUGCAGCAACAGCAGACAUCCCGCUCGGCGGGCCAGUUUUCUCGGACUCCUCCCAAUCCACUGGCAGCUCUGGACCGAGCGGUGAGACGGGCGUGUCGCCUGGUGAUGGAUCAGCUCCUUUUGGACCUUCAGCCUCUCCUCCCAGGCCUGCUGACCCGACCCUGGCUGGUCCAUGGUGACCCCACUCCCAAACUCUGCCAUGUCCUGGAGCAUCACCUGGAGCUGUAUGGCCGCGUUCGGCCCCCCUGCCGAGAGCGUCUGCAAGAGGAGGCCCAGUGGCUGAUGGUGGUGGAGUACGUCCGGGCUCUGAUGCAGAAGAGGCUGGUGUGUCGCAGCGCUGACGAGAGAAGGAAGCUUACUCAGCAGAUGGUUCGGGACGACCAGCUGUUCAGAGAAAUCCUCCACGGCCUGGAGGGUGAUGGAUUGGUGCCUGACGUGAACCCUUUAGCAUUACUACCCAUUCUGGCUGACUUCAUCAGACUCAAAGACCCCAGCAUGCUCACUCUGGAAGUGUCUGGACUCGUAGCCAAAUACCCUGAUAUCAGUGAAGAGCAUGUGUGUGUGCUGCUGGAUAUCCGCGGUGAUGUAUCCAGGGACAUCAGAGGGGCUGUGUUGGACUUGCUGGAACAGAGUGCCCCCCCUCUGCCAGCAGGAUAUCGGCCUAUCUUCACUGACAUCCUGGUGCCCCCCACCACCAUGGCCUUCUGUCUGCCCACUGCCAAGUGUGCAUGACUAAAACAACUGAAACUUUAGCCUGUACUCAGUUUUUUUCAUUCAAACCAGGGUGGACCUGAUUCUCCGUUGAAUCUUCAAGCCCAGGUCCCCUUAGCUUGUUAUCGCACUAAAAAUGCAGGACAGAGCAGCUGCUGGGUUUCAUGUUAUGUUAGAUGGAUGGCCAACCUGUAUUCAGUUCUUCCACUCAAUGUUUAUCCUGGUUGCUUCACAUCUACUUUUUUUUAUUGAGUGUGUAGCAGCGUUGCACACAUCUUUCACACUGCCCAGCUGCCCAGUGCCUCUUUCGCAGUCUUCUUUUGUUGCCCACUGAAGCGGGUUCAGGGUCUUGCUCAAGAGCUUCUUAUUGUUAAGAAGGGUUAGAGCUUCUUAACAAUAUUAUGCUCUUAUGCUUAUUCUAGGAAUCUAUAGAAUAGAUUCCUAUUGUAUUAUAUUCUAUUUCACUUUCAAUUUACCUGGGAUUUGAGCUGGUCCUUGCUCGUUCAGGUCUAACUUCAGUUACUUGAGAAUCUCCUUUGUCUAAAUAUAUGAGCCACUGGGGCUGAUAACAAUAGCUGCUUUAAUGCCUUAAAAUUAGUACGGGUAAAACAGUGUCUUUGUAACUUUUGCUGAACAGUUGCCACUGUAGCAAAAAGGAAGAAUUACGUGAUUAAAAAAUAGUUGUGGGGUUUUGAUGGAGAUUGUCAUCACUGUAAAAUAUGUAUAUAUGUGAAUCCUAAAACAUAAGUUAAGUGGUAUAGUACAAGUGCAGAAGAGUCACAGCCACCAAAUGGACAAUUUCUGCAGCAGUAUCUAGUUCAAAUUUGCAAUGCUUUUUAGCACUCCAAUUAAAAAUAAACAUUUACUUCUGUGGCCCCUGAGAUUAAAUUAAUGAAAGCAAAUGCAAAGCCUCUGAUAACUUCCCUACUAAAGAACUGUCUCAUCAGUUCAUGUAUAUGAUGCAUUGUUUCAUCUCAUGUUGAGCCUUAGGUUCAUGUAAAUAUCUUCAGAUAGAGAAGCGUGAAAAAUAAAAUCAGAAUGAAACACCA
Messenger RNA from Scophthalmus maximus (turbot), 3644 nucleotides. RefSeq names its product exocyst complex component 3-like 1 (gene exoc3l1). Gene Ontology annotation, cellular component: exocyst. Gene Ontology annotation, molecular function: SNARE binding. The coding region runs from base 265 to 2616 and encodes 783 amino acids. The transcript has 15 exons. The record is from RefSeq and is a predicted model, not a curated record. Gene Ontology annotation, biological process: exocyst localization; exocytosis. NCBI's taxonomy places the organism in Eukaryota, Metazoa, Chordata, Actinopteri, Pleuronectiformes, Scophthalmidae.